GGACAUCGCUAGCUGCUUGAAUCACAAGUCAGUCAACACGUACUGAACGUAUCGCUGGCUGGUCACGUGUAGUGAGUGUACUACUCAACACACCAACACACGCACAGUUCGCCUGUCUGUCUGUCUGUCUGUCUCCAUCCAUCCAUCCACCCAUCCAUCCAUCAGUGUCUGUCUGUGUGUCUGUCUGUCUGUCUGUCUGUGUGUGUCAUGCUGCCGGUCCCACGCCAUUGGUGGUGGCACCAGACGACGACGAGCCGCCCUCCUUGAGCGUAUCGGCCGCCAGAUACCUGCAUAUAUUACAAAUGGCCAUGAUAUCAUUCAUGUACCUACCUACCGUGUGUGCGUCACCCACCUGACAUCAGGGUCUUCAUCUUCUGCCAGCCGCUGCAGGGUCUCUUGCACAGCCUGACGUACGUGACACACACACAGACAAGACAGCCGCCCAGCCCAAGCAUAUAUAUCGCGCACACGCGCAUAGCUAUGGCUGUGCUUUGAUGUGAUGCGAGUACGGACCGCGUUGACAGGUUCAGGUUUGAGUGCGGCGCGCAUCUUUCCGAGUGUCUUGCAGGCGUUGUACCUCACGUUGGGCACCCUGUCGUGGGCAGCCGACACGGCCAGCGGCAGCAGAUGCUCCUCGAUCAACUCACGGGGGAAGAUCUCACACAACGUCUGGUGGCGUAAGGUAAACCCACUCAGGGAGAGACAAGGGGAUGGUUGUGAGAAUAUGCAUGACGCCUGGCUGGCUGGCUGGCUACCUUGACGCAGAAUAGGACGGUCAUUCUGUGUAGGUAGUUGGGUGAGUCCUUCUGCUUGAGCAGAUCAGGCAGCACAUGCGACUCCGCCCACGACUGACCCAACACCUACCGAUACAGACAGACAGAGAGAGGGGAUGAAACCAGUGCUGUCCUUGUGUGUGGAUGGCUGGAUGUGAUGUCUGGUCACCUCAGUGAGUUUCUUGAGGCGCUGCGAUGCUGCGUCGCGUAUCGAGAAGACAGGGUCCUGGAGCGCCUUUCGGUACACCUCACCCAUCUCCUUCUCGAAGAUGUCCACACCCUAGACAGACAACCAAUACACACACGGACGGCACAACACAACCAGGAGAGGCAGGAGAGGGAGAUGUGGCUUAUGUGGGUCGGUGUGUGGGGGUGUGUGUGGGUGCGGCGACUGACUGACUCACUGACCAGGUGCUGUGCGAGGAUGGGUAUGUGGUCCAGCACAGCCUGCCGCACACGCCACUGCUUGUCUCCCGCCAGCUCUACCACAGCCGGCAACAACGCCUGACACACACAUGGCGGCGGGGGAAGGGGGGGGGUGGGGGGAGGGACACACAUGCACACACCCGGGCGGGCGAAUGUGUCACUUCCGUACCUACCUCGUGGAAAUUCUCGACUCCCACGACAUUUGCGAUUUUGUCCACACUGGCCAAGACGCGAAGACGGACCUCAGGAACCUGGUCCCUAACACGCACACACCCAUAUCAUGAUAUACAAAUCGUUUGUGGUUUGGUUGAUGUGAGCGUUUGUGUCGUUGUGUCGAGUUCUCCACCCAUUGACCCAAACACCACCCAGCUACCUGAGGAGUGCGAUGAUGAUUGGCAUCAGGUGUUCGAGGGUCAGGUCCUGCUCGAAGAUCGGUGCCAACUCCAACACGGUCGUCGCCAACGCACCUGCACACUCAAUCAAGAGGGGUGGACAAACAGACAGACAGACAGACAGACAGCAUCUUGUCUGUUCGUUCUGUGUUGUGUGUCUUGUGUGUGUGUGUGUCAUGACUGCGGGUGGAUUGGAUGGUCAGUCACCUCUGACGAGGCUGGUCUGGUCGGUGACCAGUUUGUUGAGGGUCUCGAUGGUGCUCCUGAACGUCGGCCACCCCUUCCACUCGGGAAACCUCUGGACAUAUGGACAUAUCAUCAGUAUCAUCAACAAUCCCACCCACACACAGCACAGGCAGCCCUGGACAGUGGCUGCAUCUGUGUCGGUGUUUGUGUCUGUGUGAGUGUCUUGUGCGCUGCGCUGCGCUGCGCCGUGCCGACCCACCCUGAAGAUGUCGACCAGUUUGGCCGUCGCGACGGUGCGCACCUCAUGCUGCAUGCACUCCAACAACCAACAGAGACGCAUGCCAUGCGCUGGUCGGUGGGUUGGUUGGCUGGCAUGUUUGCUGGUGACUCACUGACCUCCUGGUCUUCGAGCAGCGUUAUGUACUUGGGAAUGACGAACUCGCGCACCUGGUCGAUCCCGUCUGCACUGCCCUCAGCCACUGCAUCCGCCAACUGCACCUCCGUAAGCAAAACAUGUUGGUCGAUGGGGAGACGAGACGCAUGUGUGUUGUGUGUGGUGUGUUGUGUGUGGGAAGUGCUGUACGUAUGUGUUGUGGUGUAACUGACCGACCUCUUUGAAGUUGUCAGCUGCCAUGUACCGAACCCGCCACGCCUUGUCCACUGCACACACACACAUUUACACACACAUACAGAGGGUCACAACAUGCACACCUGCCUGCCCUGACUGAGAGCGGGUCUCUGAGUGGAUGUGUGUGUGUCUUGUUCCUUCACCCACUCACUUGUGGCCGCUUCGACGACCGGUCUGACGAGUGUGUCGAAUUCCUCGGGCAGCUUGCGGGUCAUCGAGAUGCAGUUCCUCAUCACAAACAGACGCACAGAAUCCUAGGAGCACACCACACACGAAAGAUGGAGGGAGAUGUGUAUAUAUGUGUGUUCGGUGGCAGGGCAGGCGGUGGUGUGUGUACGUGGUCGUCGACGGAUAGCUUCCUGAAGACCUCGACGACACUUUGAGUCGCCACCUGAUCCUUGGGCAGCACCUCCAGGAAACUCUGCAGCCCAGCCACCAAACACACAAACAGCCACACGCAGAUGGAUGGAUGGAUGGAUACCCACUCGAUCCGAUCGAGACCUUCCCUCCCUCCCUGCCUCCCCCCCGGCCUCGCUGACAGACACACCGAGAGGUAGUGUGCGGCUGCCCUGCGGACCAUGGGCGCACUGUCGUUGCUGAGAGUCUCGAGGGUCUCCACCAGGUUGGCCUCCAUCGCCAGCUCGUCGCCCAACUUCUGCCACACUGCCGGCAGCAACGCACACGCCGACAUCUUGGCCGUGAACCUGAAUGAAUGAAUGACCACACACAGACGCGGCGCACAUGCACACAGCACAGCACAGGGCUGUCGGAGGAAGGAAGGAACAUUUGUGGGCUGUGGGUGAAUCAAUCGGCUUGGCCGGCGGACCGGACCAUUCGGCGUUUUGCAGCCUGUCGAGUAGUUUGGUGAUGUGGGAGGCCUGGGUCUCCAAAGGGAUGGCGCCGAUGAUCUUCCGAAGCGACUCGACCGCCUUAACGAAUGAAUCCCCCACACGGAUUGCAUUGCAGGGGGUGGGUGUGCGUGACGUAUUCGGUGCUGCUCUCCUUCCAACCAACCUUAUCCCGGACGGCAGUUUCUUCCAAACACGCGAAGUCCUCCACAAUGGCUGCACCCCACCGCCCCGCCCCGCACGCAGACACACACAGAAACAGCCAGGCAUGCAGGCCGCCGGUCAUUUUAUCAUCGUUGGUGUGAUGUGAUUGGUGUCCUGGCUGGCUGGCUGGCUGGCUGGCUGUGUGUGUGUUUGGCUGCCUCUCUGGCGUCCGCACGCACGUAUGAUGCAGCAAGCGUGUUCCGGGCCUCCGACGGCAUCGAUGGCCUUGCCCAGCUGCUCCGACAACGCUAUCAGCACCUCAUCGUCGUCGUCCAACAUCUCACCUGCAGUGCACCACACACAAUCCAUUCAUCCAUCCAUCCAUCCAUGCAUCCAGCCACACUCAUCAAAUCAAGUGUCUGUCUGCCCACACUCAUUCCAUUCAUUAUUCCCGUGUGACCCUACCUACCUACGUACCUUGUAUGAAGGGAAUGAGUUCGUUUCGUGUUCUGUCUGGCCCGAGUGCGACGCAUAUGGUGCUGAGUGAGCGGACCGAGUGGAGGCGGGCCUGGAGGUCCUCGUGCCGCAGCUCCUGGAUCAGAAUCGACACUGGAUUGGGGUUGAACUGCUGAGAGUGAGAUACACUCAUGGAGCCGCAACCACUGACGCUGAAUGAAUGAACCAAUGGCCGGAUGGAUCAAGGCAGCGAGUGCAGCGAGUGCUUCUAGUGCCUUCUCUCAGCGGUUUCUUGCCGGUCUUUGUGUUUCUUCAAGUAGUCAUCUAAGCCUGUUGCUCAACACACACGCCCAGCGAGAAGGCUCCAAG
Vitrella brassicaformis is the source of this 4222-nucleotide messenger RNA. The record is from the annotation of a GenBank genome assembly. Lineage: Eukaryota; Vitrellaceae.